This is a messenger RNA of Juglans regia (Persian walnut), 955 nucleotides long. RefSeq lists its product as uncharacterized. The record is from RefSeq and is a predicted model, not a curated record. The transcript has 4 exons. NCBI's taxonomy places the organism in Eukaryota, Viridiplantae, Streptophyta, Magnoliopsida, Fagales, Juglandaceae. Bases 98 to 811 code for a protein of 237 amino acids.
AAUUUCUUUUGAGUGGUUUAUACGAACGAGUUCCAAAUUAUUGGAGAGCAGCGAGCAGCCAUUUUUAGUGGCCAUUCAAAUUAACGAAGACUCAAAAAUGGAGAGUCCAAAGCACAAGACCCUGAUAUUGCAAUCGGCUUUGUUCUUCUCGCUCUUUCUACUCUCUGUUCUCCAUGCUCCUGCCCAGACCUUGCCACCUGCAAGGGUUGACGGCUUCGUAUACAAAAAUACCCCAGUUGACUCGGAUACGAUCAUUAUCGAAGCGUUCUACGACCCGGUCUGCCCCGAUAGUAGGGACUCCUGGCCUCCUCUCAAGCAAGCCCUUCGCUACUACGGCUCUCGCGCUUGGCUCGUCGUUCACCUCUUCCCCUUGCCUUACCAUGACAAUGCUUUUGUUGCGUCUCGUGCUUUGCACAUUGUAAAUUCAUUGAAUGGUUCUGCCACUUUCCCCUUGCUGGAGCACUUCUUCAAGUAUCAGCAGGGGAAAUUUUACAACGCCCAAACCCGGAACUUGUCCAGGGCUCAUGUUGUUAGCGAAAUUGUGAAGUUUACAACAGAAGUAGUUGGGAACUCCUAUUAUGGUGCUGUUAAAUCCGGCUUUAAUGACACAAAAACUGAUCUGAAAACAAGGGUUUCCUUCAAGUAUUCUGCUUCCAGAGGUGUAUAUGGGACACCUUUUUUCUACGUAAAUGGAUUUUUGUUGGCUGAUGCUGGCUCCGCUAUGGGCUUCAGUGGAUGGAGAAACAUCAUCGAUCCAUUAAUUCGUGCACAGGGCGUCAAGAGCGAGGACACCCUGCAUUUCUUCCUAUGAACUAUUUGAUUUCACCUUGCCAGUAGGCUGUAGUGCUGAAUUCUGUAGCACUAUCCCAGUAGCUGCCAUGGGGUGUAAUUUAAUCCCGCAACAAAGGCUUUGCCAUAAAAUAAAGAAUGUGAAAUGCAGUUUGAUUAUGAAAUU